Molecule: messenger RNA, 3753 nt
Organism: Stylonychia lemnae
Lineage: Eukaryota; Ciliophora; Spirotrichea; Sporadotrichida; Oxytrichidae
Source: the annotation of a GenBank genome assembly
AUGAUAACCACUUAAGAUUAAGGCUCAAAUAUGAGUUCCGCCCAUUUACACACUCUUUAAAACAAGCUUUGCGAGCAUUGCUUGGGUUUAAUACCCAUAAAUCAAACUCAGGGUUCUUUAAAGUGCUUGAACUGCGAUAAGAGAGCACAUUACCUAUGCAUUGAGAAAGUUCAAAAACUUCUCAGCAAUGGAGAAUGGCGAUGUAACAUGUGCAUUCUGAGAAUUUCGAGUUCGGAAGAAAAAUGUCUACUUUGUAAUAAGAUUACAGAUGAAAAAACAACUAUUAGAGUUCUAAGCCCUCCUACAAGGAAAACUGAAGGGCUUUCCUAGGAUUUAGGAAAUCAGACUACUAAUGAGAAACUCUCCACUCAUGUGGCACAUCCACAAUGUCUCAAUGAAUCUAAUCACUUUUCAUAUGAUCCCAAGUCAAUCACCUUUACUACAACAUAAGAGUAUUUUGUAUCGUUGCUUACAAAGCAAAAGCAGUAAAUAUCUUAGCCUGAUCCUCAAAUGCGAGGUUAGGACUAAAAUAAUUUUAGCGCUUAGUAGAGUAUUUAUACCGCUUAAUCCUCAGCAGCUUAUCUAACUCCUACUACCCUUGUAAAUGAAUAAAAGAUCACAUCAAAUUAGGGGAAUGCCUUUCCCAAUUUAACCACUAAAAACGCUUAGCAAAGCAUUAUUGCAUAAUCAACUCCUAUACCCUAACAGCAGAUGGCAGGAUUUGUAAAAAAGCAGACUUUGAUAUCAGAUUUCCAACAACAUAACAGAAUGAAAAAUGACAUUGAUAUUAAUCAGAGUCCUUAGCCCCAAGUAGGCAAUAAAAUAAAGCUUGAUCUAAGUCAAGAAAAAGUUUUAGGAAAACGAAACAGAGAAUCGCAUAACUCGAAUUCGGAUCUAAAAAAUGAUGUAGAACAAUUGAGGUAAGAAAUUUAGCAAGCAAAUAAUGAGGCUAAACCAAAGGACAACAAAAAGAAAAAUAAGGACUCGUCCCCAGCUAUGACCUCAUCCGAAAUGUCAAAAAAUUAAAUGAUCAAAGCUCUCGAUAGUGAUCCAACAUAAUUCAUGGUAAAGGAACUAUUAACCCCAAUCCUAUUCCAAAUUGAUAAAUUAUAAUUGCUCAGAAGAGACAAGCUCAAAUUUUAGAUAAACCUACUGCCUAAAGAUAUGAAAAUACUAUCUAAGGAAAGAAGGGAUGAAAUUUACAAUCAGUAAACAUACUUUGAAGUAAUUGAAACUAAUAAGGAAAAUCAAUAUUAAUUGACUCUAAUUAUUGAUAAAAAUUUGCCUAAGACACUCUAAGAAUCUCAAUAAAACUAGCUUAAUCUAGAAAAAAAAGAUCAAGGAAGCAAUAUUUCAGAAAAUGAAAAUAUGAAUAUAGACUCGAAUCUUGAUAAUAAACAUCAAUUGACUGAAUAAUCCUCAGAAUUAGCGCAAGCCAGAGAUAGCUCACCAGAUUCUAACAAGCUAAUGCAGAUGGACAAUAAUGAUGAGAGUGGAAGUGCAGACAUCUAUAUUAGAGAUUCAAUUAUUUUCGAGGAAGAGGGGUUUAAUUUAAAAGGAGACGAUGCAUUGGAGUCAUCAAAUAAUGACUCAAAGUUAAGAAAAAAGAAGAAAAAGAAGGGUUUCUCAGCCAAUAAUAAGACAAAAAAUCUUUCAAAGCUUCUGCUAAAUUUACCUUCAAACUUGAGUGACUUUACCUGGAUUGAGAAUACUGACAAUAAUAAAUAGAUACUUUUGGACGAGAGAAAUAAGUAAAUAGAAUAGAAAAGAUUGAAGGAGCUAGAUAGGAAACUUAAAUAAUAAAAUGAGAAUAUGGAGGUAGAUGACGACAAUCAAGAGGAAGAUCAUGAAUUCUAAAUUAAGGUUGUGAAGACUGACAAUCCAGAGAAGAUCGAAGAAUAAAAACAGUAGCAAGAAGAAAUUAAAAAAUAGGAAGCUGUCAUAAUUAAUACCUCAGUUAACUAAACAAUACAAUCACAGAAUACUCAUGCUAUCUAUAAUUUCAAAAAGUAAGAAUUCUUGGAAACUAUCGAUGAUGUUUGGGAAAAGGCUGAAGAUGGCUACUAUCACUCAAUCAAUGAUAUGCUUGUGGAUAUUGAGUACAUGAUUAAGAAAACAAUGAUUAAAAGAUGCCAAAAUACUAUGUCAAAAGUAUAUCUUUCAUUGUUACUGACUAGAAUCAAUACUCAUUUAAAGAGUAAGCAAGCCGAAUUUAAGAGCAGAUGGAGAAACUAUUAUGAGGCAAAGUAUGCCUAUAACGAUUAGUAUUAUCCAAGGAUCAAAGGAUAGUGGUGGAAAACUCCAGGGGCUAAGAGGGAGUAUAACCCAAUAGAAAAUUAUAAGAUAGUCACACCUUCAGAACCUCAAAAUAGAUAUCUUUAAGGAAAUCAGAACAAUGUAUACAGAGAAGAGAUUAAAAGAAAAAUGAUGACUACUAAAUCAGCAAAAUGCCAAGGAUAAUGCUGUCUUAAAAUAGAAGAUCUUGGACCAUUCAAGUUAGGAUCUGAUGUUUGGGAGUCACAUUGCGAAUGUAGAUUAGCAAAAGUUGAAUGUUCUGAUCACUGCGGUUGUGAUCCAAGCUAAUGUUAGAAUCGUCAAAUGAAGUUAUAAUAAGCACUUAAGUUUGAUACUGAUGUAAUUGAAAAAAUCAGUUGGGGUAUAGAUAUGGGUACAGCUGUCAAUCUGAUGGCUCUAUUGCCAAGAGAUAUGCCUCUUAGAUUGCAAAGUGAUUUUAUAGAGAAGAGAUUAGUUUUUGCUGUUCAUUAACAAGGAGAUAAGGGAUACGAUGUAAGAGAGGCACUGAAGUAUAUCAUUUCUGAGGAAAAAAAUCCAAGAUUUAGGAGUUUCGAGAGAAAUCUUGCUCAGAUUGUUUUAUCUGGUAUAGGAAUGAUAAGGGAUAAUGUAGAGAGACACUUUAGAGUUCACUCUAAAGGAAUUGGUAUAUUUUGUAUGAAAAAAGAAGGUAUAAAGGCAAGCAAUUUGAUAAUUGAGUACUUUGGAGAAAUAUAUCAACCUUGGAAUUGGUAUGAAAAGCAAGAUGUAUUGAAAUAAGGUUAAAAUAAAUCAAACUUAUCUAAAGACCUACCAGAUUUCUAUAACAUCACUUAUGAAAGACAUCAUGAUGACCCUCAAGGUUAUGAUAUCCUAAUGGUAGAUCCAAUUCUCUAUGGAAAUUAUUCAAGCAGACUCAGUCACUCAUGUAAUCCAAACUGCUCUACCAUUAUUCAUGUAAGAGAUGGAUAAUACAGUAUUGGAAUGUUUGCUAUCAAGGAUGUCCAUUACGGAGAAGAACUUUGCUUCAACUAUUGCUCACUCACAGAAUCAGAGAAAGAAUAUGAAGCAGCUAUUUGUCUUUGUGGAACUGAAGUUUGCUAAGGAAGAUUCCUACAAUUAGCAAACGAUAAGAAACAUCUAUCUAUCAUGAAGAAAUAUCACACUUUUGUAGAUAGGAAUUACUUGAUUUACAAGGCCUGUACUGACUCGGCACUCACUCCUGAAGAUGAAAAAAGACUUUAAGAAUUUGGAUUGAAAGAAUCAGUUUUAAGAGAUGUUCCUGAUUGGCUGAAAAAAUGGGCAAGCUUGAUAUGCGAGUACAUCCUUUUUGAAGAAGAAGUAUAUCCAGCAUUCUUCAAAGAAGCUCAUCCAACCUAUAAAGCAGAGGAUUUAGUAAUUAUUAUAAGGAUUAUAAUUUUAGAUGUUGGAAGCCAAGAACUAAAGGGACUCUAAGAUCUGGAAUAUAGCAAUAACUCUUGA